AUGGAAAAUAGUCAAGUGUCGGAGGGAUCAAAAACUGAAAGAAAAAGUUUGAUUGAGAGAGAUGGCACUGAUGAUAGCGUUGAUGAUAUUGAUUUUGAUGGAGUUAACGUUGAAAGUUGUUUUAGAUAUGCAAAUAAUAAAAGCCAUUAUGGUAAGUAUCAAUAUAAAAUCUCAAGUCUUGAUGUGUGUGGUGAAAGGGGUUGUAACAAUAAAAAUGCAAUAGGUGAAUUUCAGUAUGUUGAGGAUGAUAAAAUCAACGAAAGUUUUAAUGAAGCAUCUGGUAAAGGUAAACCUGCUAAAAUGGGAAAUGAGGAGCGAUCGGUGGUUCUGGGAGUUUUAAAUAUCAGAUCUAUAAUAACAAAAUUCAGCUCUAUUUAUGGUUUGAUUCACGAAGGCCUAGACAUCUUUGUUUUGACGGAGAGCUGGCAUGGUUCGGCAGAUAAUAUUUCCAUUGGAUAUAAAAAGAUCACUCUGCCACUGGUUACUGCUUUCAAGGUUCUGGCGGUGAAACUUAAAAUUAAUGAAUUAGAUUAUAUCCUACUGGCAAUUUACAGACCUGGAUCUGAACAAUUAACGACAUCAUUUUAUGAUAAACUGAUUUCGGUCUUAGAAUGUGUUACAAUCAUUAGUUCCCGUAUUUUGUUAGCGGGAGAUUUUAACAUUCCCAUGGAGAAGUCGAACAAUCCAAACGUUGUUAAUUUACGUGAAAUAUUUGAAAUGUUUCAGUUGAUCAACCAGAUAGAUGAACCAACGCAUAUUCUAGGAGGAACGCUCGAUCUGAUUGUGACGUCACACAAUAUAGCUGUCAGUGAAGCAAAGGUUUAUCCUAGUGGAAUCUAUUCUGAUCAUGGUUUGAUACAGUGUUUUGAUGUGGGAAGAUCCUUCAUAUCAUUAAUGAUAGGAAUAGCGCUAUAA
Messenger RNA from Helobdella robusta, 915 nucleotides. RefSeq lists its product as hypothetical. The record is from RefSeq and is a predicted model, not a curated record. Lineage: Eukaryota; Metazoa; Annelida; Clitellata; Rhynchobdellida; Glossiphoniidae. Gene Ontology annotation, molecular function: catalytic activity. The coding region runs from base 1 to 915 and encodes 304 amino acids. The transcript has 3 exons.